AAAGCUGAGUGAGAAGCACCAGACCAAUGGACAACUCGCUCACUUAUUUAACGUGGCCCCAAGCAAACUGAUCGCGGGACAUGCAUUGAAUAUUUCACACGAACCGCCUCGUUUUUUUUUUUCCGUCGCUCCGGUUGCUUUUUAAAAAUUCGUGUGAGGAGCCGGCAGCCUCGAUUCUUCUUUGAAAGAUUGAACGGCCGUUUCGCAUCCACGAAAGGAAAGUGUUUCCCUACCCAAGAUGCGCGUCGUGACGCUCGUAUUGCUAUCAAUUUCACUAUUUCGCGCCCUCCAACACGCCCGUGGAUACAGUAUUCUGGGUAUUUGUCCGAGCACGAGUUACAGUCACCAACAACCCUUUCAAGCAUUGAUGAAAGCAUUGGCGGCUCGUGGCCAUAGGGUUACCGUCGUAUCAACAAUUCCUCUAAAGAAUCCUCCGUCAAAUUACGACAAUGUUGACUUAUCAUUUUCGUAUAAAAAGAAAGAUUGCACCGGUUUAAGGCAUAUGGGAGCUUACACAUUGCUGCACAAAAAUAUGUGGGAAGCGAAUAAACUAUGCAGGGAACAAUUGUUCAGUCGUGCCAUCGACAAUCUUGUAGCGAGUAAUAAGACGUUCGACGCAGUCAUUAUAGAACAAUUAUGGUUCCAGUGUUAUUACGCCCUCGUAAAGUAUUACAACUUUCCGGUGCUGAUGGGAUUUUUGAGCGUGGGCAAUUUGCCUUACGUGAUGGAUUCCGUGGGAAAUCCAGAUGAUCCUAGUCUUAACCCAGACAUGGCGUAUCCAUUUACGAACAGAAUGGCAAUCAAAGAGCGUAUAUGGAAUAUCCUUUACACAACGUGGACAAGAUUGUAUUACCGAUACUGGCACUUGCCGAGGGCCCAACGCAUCGCUAAUGAAUGGUUGCCCGGUACAUCCGUCUACGAUAUCGAUAAGAACUACAGCCUGGUGAUUCUGGGCAACAAUCACGUGUUUGGUUAUCCGAAACCACUACUGCCACACGUAAUCGAAGUUCACAGUUUACAAAUAUCAGAAGAACUCGAGUUACUGCCUGAGGAGAUCCAAGAGUUCUUGAACAAUGCUCGGGAUGGCGCCAUUUAUUUCUCUCUGGGCUCGAACCUGCAAACUCACCAGCUACCCAUCGGGCUUUUGACCGCAUUGUGCAACGCCCUGGGCUCGCUCAAGCAAAGAGUUCUAUGGAAACAUGACGGACACAUGGCCAUUCAUCCGGCCAACAUCAAAUUUGUGAAGUGGGCGCCCCAGCAAGCGGUCCUCGCGCAUCCCAGAGUGAUGGCGUACGUGAUGCAAGGCGGAUUGCAGUCGUUGCAAGAGGCAGUACACUAUUCCGUGCCGGUAGUCGCAAUACCUUUUUUCGGGGAUCAACUUUUCAACGCACGUAAAAUCCUAGACGCUGGUAUUGGACUGAAACUGAACAUCGAUACCCUGACUGAGGACUCCGUCGUACAAACGCUCGUGGAAAUCGUCAAAAAUAAAACAUAUCUGAACAAUAUUAAAAAAAUGUCGGCAAUUGUGCGAGACGAAUUGGUAAAACCUAUGGAGAAAGCAGUGUGGAAUAUAGAACAUGUGCUAAAGUUUCCAAACUCGAAACACUUACGAUAUCAUUGGCAUGACAUGUCAUGGAUAGAUUAUAGCGCACCGUUUCUAUGCUUGACUAUAUGUUUUGCUUGUUUGCUGAGUAUAUUUCUCGCUUGUAUUUGCGUACUUUAUAUCGGAAUUAAUAAUUUUAUUAAAACCAAAUGGAUAGAUAAAAAACAAAAAAAAAUGUAAAAAUUCAUUGUAUAUUAUUACUAACUAUACGAAUUGAGUUUCUUAUACUAUUCUUGAUUGUACUAUGAGAUGGAAUAUAUUAUCAAUUUUUUUGUAUCAAAUAUAUUUCUCAUUGUAAACAUUAUUACAUUUUUAUUCCAUCUUAAUCUUCUUCUGCGUGAAUAUGUUCA
This is a messenger RNA of Pseudomyrmex gracilis, 1953 nucleotides long. RefSeq names its product UDP-glucuronosyltransferase 2B31-like. The transcript is spliced from 8 exons. The record is from RefSeq and is a predicted model, not a curated record. Bases 239 to 1783 code for a protein of 514 amino acids. Lineage: Eukaryota; Metazoa; Arthropoda; Insecta; Hymenoptera; Formicidae. Gene Ontology annotation, molecular function: UDP-glycosyltransferase activity.